Messenger RNA from Hirsutella rhossiliensis, 3867 nucleotides. Its product is annotated as ABC-2 type transporter domain-containing protein. The transcript is spliced from 12 exons. Lineage: Eukaryota; Fungi; Ascomycota; Sordariomycetes; Hypocreales; Ophiocordycipitaceae. Gene Ontology annotation, biological process: transmembrane transport. Gene Ontology annotation, molecular function: ABC-type transporter activity; ATP hydrolysis activity; ATP binding. Gene Ontology annotation, cellular component: membrane. The coding region runs from base 1 to 3867 and encodes 1288 amino acids. The record is from RefSeq and is a predicted model, not a curated record.
AUGCUCCUCGUGCUGGGUCGGCCCGGCAGCGGAUGCACUUCGCUCCUCAAGGCCCUUGCCGGGGACACCCACGGGAUCUCGAUCGGCCCCGGGAGCAUCGUCAACUACCAUGGCAUCUCGCACCGACAAAUGCACGCCGACUUCAAGGGGGAAAGCAUCUAUCUGGCCGAGCUCGACGUCCACUUGCCCGAGCUGACAGUCGAGCAAACGCUCAUCUUUGCUGCCUUGACUCGAGAACAGGGCGCUGAUCGGCAGUCCGUCUCUCGCAUAACAGGGCGUCGUGUGGCCCAGAUGCUGGAUCUAGGCAACACCCUCGACACGCGGGUAGGCAGCACAACGACACGCGGAGUCAGCGGAGGCGAGAAGCGAAGGACCAGCAUCGCCGAGGCCAUUGUCGGCGGCGCAUCGCUGCAGUGCUGGGACAACAGCACGCGCGGGCUCGACAGCGCCACGGCCCAGCGCGUUGUCGGGCUGCUGCGAGAGUCUACGACUGUUUUGAAGACGACGGUGGCCAUGAGCGUCUACCAGGCGUCCGAGAUCAUGUAUAAGAGCUUCGACAAGGUCACGGUCCUGUAUCAGGGGCGGCAAAUCUACUUUGGCCCUGUGCAGUCGGCGCCCGACUACUUCUGCUCUCUCGGCUUCGUGAGACCUGAUCGCGCAACGACGCCCGACUUCUUGACCUCUCUGACGAAUCCCUCGGAGCGGAUCGCGCGACCGGGCUUCGAGCAUCGAGUGCCGAGAUCGCCGGACGACUUUGCGACUGCUUGGAAGCGGAGCGCGCAGGCCAAAGCGCUCCAUGCCGAGAUUGAUGCGUUUGAGGCGGCUUAUCCAAUACUGGAGACAGAUGAGAAGCUCAGCCGUCGAACCUCGACCUACGCCAUCUCACUGCACCUUCAGGUCCUGGUCUGUCUCGGGAGAGGCUUCCAGAGGCUUCGCAAUGACCCAGCUGCCGCCAUCUCGCUCGCUGCAGCCAACGCCGUCCUCGCCCUGCUUCUGGGCAGUGUCUUCUACAAGCUGCCCGUCACCGCCGACAGCAUGGACAGACGGUCCGUCAUCAUCUUCUUCUCUCUCAUGCUGACGGCAUUCACCCCGGCAUUUGAGGUCCUUGCCAUCUGGGCGCAACGACCAAUCGUGGAAAAGCAUAGUCGUUACGCCCUCUAUCAUCCCUCGGCAGACGCGGUUGCUUCCAUGAUCUGCGACUUGCCGAGCAAGCUUGCGACGGCGGCGCUGUUCCAAACCACAAUCUACUUUAUAACCAACCUCCGACAGACACCUGCUGCGUUCUUCACCUGGCUCCUCUUCAACUUUGUCCUUAUGCUGGCCAUGUCUGUGUGGUUUCGCUUGCUAGGAUCUAUUGCCAGGAAAAGGGAGCACACCAUGGCUCCGUCCGGCAUCAUCAUCCUGCUCUGUGUGAUCUACAUUGGCUUCGUUGUUCCCGUGCCCUACAUGGUCGGUUGGCUGGCUUGGUUCCGACGCGUGAACCCCAUCGCCUACGCCUACGAGAGCUUGAUGAUCAACGAAUUUCGCAAUCGCCAGUUUCCCUGCUCGUCCACGAUUCCCACCGGCCCGGCCUACACGGCUGAGGGUCUAGACGGCAAAGUUUGCCCACACAUUGGGGCCGUGGCCAGGCAGGAUUUCAUUGAGGGCUCGGCGUACCUGUUGGACAAGUACCGUUAUGAGCCGGGUCAUCUAUGGAGGAACCUCGGGAUCCUUCUUGGCAUGGUCGGCAUUGUAUGUGCUUUACACUUGGCUGCAGCCGAGUACAUCCCGGCGCAGAGAUCCAAAGGUGACCUGCUCCGCUUCCGGAGCGGACAGGUCCGGGAAAAGAAGGGUUCGGACCUGGAAACCAACUCGGCGGUCACAUUUGCGCAGGACCUUGGAAGUGGAAUAGGUCAGGAUUCGCGGGGGGAGGGCAAUGCUUCAGACAAGGCCAUCCGGAAGCCUUUAUCUGUCUUCCACUGGACCAACCUGUGCUACGACGUCAAGAUACCUCAAGGCACGAAGAGGAUCCUCAACGGCAUAGACGGAUGGGUGAAGCCGGGAACCUUGACGGCCCUGAUGGGCGUGACAGGCGCCGGCAAGACCACCUUGCUCGAUGUGCUGGCGCAUCGAGGCGCGUCUGGAGCGGCGAGCGGCCAAGUCUACAUCGACAGCCACUUGCGAGACGCGAGCUUCCAGCGAAAAAUAGGCUACGUCCAGCAGGAAGACAUCCACGUCCCUACCUCGACGGUGCGCGAGGCACUGGAGUUUAGCGCCCUGCUGCGGCAGACGGGCAGUUGUGCGGCGAAGAAGCGCGAGUACGUGGACAGAGUCAUUGACGUCCUGGACAUGGCCGCGUAUGCCGACGCUGUUGUCGGAGUUGCCGGUGACGGUCUCAACAUCGAGCAGCGUAAACGGUUGACGAUUGGUGUCGAGCUGGUGGCCAAGCCCGAGCUACUCCUAUUCUUGGAUGAGCCAACGUCCGGCAUGGACAGUCAGACGGCGUGGUCCAUAUGUACGCUCCUUCGUAAGCUCGCAGACAGCGGGCAAUCUGUUCUCUGCACCAUCCACCAGCCGUCGGCGCAACUCUUCUGCAUGUUUGAUCGGCUGCUUCUCUUGGACAGUCGAGGAGAAACCAUCUACUUUGGUGACAUUGGGCUGGAUGCCUCGUCGGUGCUUGGCUACUUUGAGAGCCACGGUGCGCCCAAGUGUCCGCCGGACGCCAACCCGGCUGAGUGGGUGCUGGAAGUCACCGGCAGCGACGAGCCAGGCAAGGGGAAGGAGAGUUGGUCUCAAAAGUGGCAGUCGAGCCCACAGAAACUAGAAGUUGUCCAACAUCUUUCAGGGCUACGAGCUGUGGCAAAUACAUCAGAGGUUGCGAGGACCCAUGCAGACGAGUACGCCGCCUCCUGGUUCCGGCAACUGGCCGCUGUGUCGACGAGGCUGUUCCAGGAAUACUGGAGAGACCCGGCGUACUUGUCUACCAAGGUGGCUCUCUGUGCAGGCAUGGCCCUUCUCAACGGCCUCUCGUUCCAGAACACGCGCCUCGACAUCCAAGGGCUCACCAACGUGCUCUUCUCCAUAUUCCUGGUCUCGCAGCUCUUCGCCACGCUGAACCAACAGAUCAUCCUCCGCUUCGCUGACGGCAUGGCACUGUACGAGGCGCGAGAGAGGCGCUCCAAGUCGUACUCGUGGAGCGUCUUCGUCGCCGCCAACCUCGCGGUCGAGAUCGUCUGGCAGACCGUGGCCGCCGUGCUGGUGUUUACCGCCUGGUACUAUCCGACGGGCCUCUGGCGGAACGGCGACACGGCUUUCGGCACAGCUGACCGGGGGGCUCUGUCUUUUGUCCUGGUCUGGCUGUUUUGUCUCUGGGUCACGACUCUUUCGCAGGCUCUUGCCUCGGGGAUCAAGCAUCCGGAGGUGGCUAUCCAGAUAUCGACGCUCUGCUACUGGUUUUCCCUUGUCUUCUGCGGCGUCCUGGCUACGCCGUCCAGCCUCCCCGGCUUCUGGCUAUUCAUGAACCGCGCCUCGCCGCUCACUUACUUUGUCGACGGCCUCGCCAUCGCCGGUUUGGCCAACGCCCAAGUCACCUGCUCGGCGGUCGAGAUGCUACACAUUGAGCUCCCCUCUUCCUCCAAGCUCAGCGGCACCUGCGGGGAUUACCUGGGCCCAUAUAUUCGAGCAGCCGGUGGCUACCUGUCCGACCCGGGGGCGACGCGGGACUGCCAGUACUGUCGGAUCAACGACGCCAACUCGUUUCUGCGGGCUCUCGAUAUCGAAACGGACGGCAACCCGUGGCGGAAUGCUGGCUUCUUGGCCGUCUAUGUUGUGUUUGACGCGGUGGCCGUGUUUGCGCUGUAUUGGCUGGUUAGGGUGUUGCCGCGCUAG